AGCAGGAAGGACGGGAUGAGAGAUCCGUCAUCCUUCACAGAAGUUACGAUGCGUUAUUCUUGGUCUCUUCCAUCGAGUUCAUCCCACCUGGCCGUGCAGUCCGUAUGAGAGGCUAUCGGUGAGCAGCAAUGGACCGGCUGGACAAGCUGAGCGAUAUCCUGAAAGAACUGGGUGCGGACUCAGUCACACAGCGGAGGAAGGGCCUCAAGGGUGAGCCGCGUAGAUCUGCACAGCAUGCAGAUCCUGCACGUCACUGCGGAUGGGUGUGUUGUAUUGUGUGGCAGAGCUGAAGGACUUCCUGGACGAUCCGCAGCGCAUCCUGAUGAUUGAGCGGGCCGAGGACAUGACAGACGUGUGGACAGCUGUCGGCAGAUUGUGAGCCACCAACCUUACGCAGACCAGACUUGGUCCCAUCGCCAUGGAUUCGACCGUCACCUCUCUGUGUCGUGUGUGUGUGUGUGUGUGUGUUCCGCUCGCAGUCUGGUUGAGGCGAUGCAGAAGGAGGUGAGCUGUCGACGCACGCCACGCCCAGGGGACGGGUGGUGGUGGGGUGGGGUGGGGUGCCUGCCUGGAUCUCUGUCGUUGCAUGUGUUGUGCUGUGUGGCAGAUCAAGCGCAUCCAGCACAGCAAGUCCAAGAAAGGUAAACCACGGAAUGCCAUGUCUGCCCCACCCACCACCUUGCUUUGCUGCACCACCUGUCAUAUCACCUCAUGUGCCUGUAUAUGUGUGUGUGCGCGCAGCCCCUCCCAAGUUCGACCCGAAUGAUGCGACGCUGUUCCAUGGCAUUGUGACGGUGAUAGAGCGGCACGGCCCCAAGCUGGUGGUGUGCGCCGACGAGUACUUCAACCACCUGUGUGAGGUGCUGAGGGACGACGGCCAGGUGUCGCCGCGGCCCGCAUGGGGAGAGGCCUACCUGGGUGUGCUGCUUGCCAUGGUGUCCAGACAGCAGUACACCUACAAACUCACAGAACACCACUUGAGAGGUGCAGCAGACAGUCGACCGACCCACCCACCGUGGGGAGCGGGAGGAGGUGGAUCUCUAUCUCGUUUUCUGUGUGUGGUGUGUUUAUGACCUUCAUUCAGAUUUCCUGAAGGUGUUGUCUGGCUUUUCGCUGACGCCGAAGCACAUGUGCAUGCAGACGCUCCAGAUACUCUGCGCCAACGCAUACGGUGGGCGACAAAGGGAAGCAGUCAGACAGACAGUCAGACAGACAGACAGACAGGCAGGCAGGUCAGCUGUGUGGUGGGCUGUGUCGUUCCAGGUGACAUCAGCCAGAAGCUGCCGACGAUUGUCUCUACUGUCUUCGACAAAAUCAUCCAGCUUGAGUGAGUGAGCGACUGAGUGAGUGAGCAGAGAAUACGUACACACACACACAAACGUAUGUGUCCAUUGUGUUACGCUGUGCUUUAAGUGAGGAGAAGGAGUUCAAGCCGAGCAAUCAGUCACUCGUCGACGCCACUGUGCUCUGCGCCACCAGGUGAUGCAGUGAAUCAACUUUGUGUGAAUCAACUGUGAUGUGACUUGUUUGAUUGAUCUGACUCGUUCGUUCAUUGUGUGUGUGUGUGCGUGCCAGUUUGGCUCUGUUGUCGCCGCUUCAGUUCCAGGACACCCUGCUGCGCAAACCCAAGAUAUUCGCCGCGCUCAAAAUACUUGUGCGGGUACGCCAGCAAACGGCACACAGCCAAUCAAUUCACCGCUGCUGCAUUCUCUGUUGCUGUGCUUGUGACUUGGCGCGUGUGUGCAGACAUUUCGGUCUCUCAGCUCCAAAUCGAAGGUCAGUCCAGAGGACAGCGAAAAUGUGUUGACUGCGUGUGUGUGUGUGUGUGUGUAUGUCUUUCAUCUGUGGUGUGUGUGCGCAGGAGCGUUUGAUAGUGUUGCUGCGUCUGGUGGUGGUGGUGUUUAGGUCGUCAGAUACGCGCCUGCCAAAAGCACUCUCCACUGGUGGGGGAGCGACAAAGACGCUGGUGGGUGCACAAACGCUGAUUUGUGUCUUUGUCUGUGUGGUGCAGGUGCUCUGCGGUGGACGUUGAAGAGUCUGCUUAGCAUCCUGCCGUACUACAUCGAAACGCUUCUCUCAGUGGUGAUGAUAGGCAGGCGUACGAUGGACACACUCUCAUUUCAUUGGAAUCUCUGCGUGUGCUACCUUGCAGAAGAGCGAGCAGAAGGGACGGCCGGACCGACAGGCACACGAAUGUGGUGGGCAGUGAAUGAGCCACCGUCCACUUCGUGCCGUCUUCACUUGGUGUAUAUGUAUAUGUCAGUCAUCAUCGCAUACCAGGAUCAGUUGGGCAUGUCGGCCCCUUCGGACGACGCCAACCACCGGACGAGCUCAUGUUUCGGCAUCCGGGGCCUCAACUCGGCCGUCGAGCUGCUCACUGACAUCGUGUGGGAGGUACGCACCGACACACCAUGAUAUCCGCACACACCUCGCCUGUGUGUGUGUGCCUGUGUGUCACACAGGCGUUCCAGCAUGUGGAGUACCGUCGCAUGUUUAGUGGUGAUUCGGCCGCACAGGGCGGCGACACGUCAUCGACACUCGCCAGUCAGGCCUCACAAAUGUACCCGCCGGUCAUCACACCCGAGGAGCAACGGUCGGCGCUGAUGAGUACGACAGCGAUCCAUCUCGUGUGAGUACGUGUGUUUCUUGUACACAUCUCCAUCAGUGUGAAGGGCAGUGGAGAGGGCAGCGACAUGCUGCGGUACUUCGAGAGGUUCCUGCACGGACCACGGGCCUCUGCAUGGUACGUACGUACGUACGCAAGCACACACACCUGCUGCUGGCCGUCAUGCAUGUGAUGAUAUCAGGUGUCUGGUGCUGGCCCGUAUGUGCGAGAAGGCCUGUCUGCAGCUCCCGCUGGCCGACCUGAGGGCCCUCUACCAGUUCAUGACGGAGAAGCUCGAAGAAAUGACACAAGCCAUACUAGCGGGGUCAGUGACCGAGGGGUCAGCAUGCAAAAUGUGCAAUCGAUCGGUAUCAUGUUUUCUCCCCACGCCUCACUUGCAGUGUGUUGCCGCACUCUCUCGGCAUCCCUUCUCUGCGCGGCACGUCGUUCGCCCCCGACCUGUCAGACGUCUACUGCUGGCUGCUCGGGCAGACGGCCGUCCUCGAGUGCCUCUUCCUCAACCAUCUGCUCGCACCACAGCGCUGCACGGCACCGACACAAGGCGACACACCCAGCACUUCAGCAGAGGAUGGAGGGAGUGACGUACCUUCGCCGCAACACACCACCCAGUUCAACGCGGUGCCGCUGCAGAUGAGUGUGCUCACCACCAACAACGCCGCCUUCUGCUCGUCGCGCGGCGGUGUGGCAGACGUGCCCGCCAUCCACACGCCGUCCGAGUGGGAGGACACACUGCUCGCGAGUUUGCGGUGGCUGCUGUCGAGUCUGCCGGCACUGCUGGCGGCCCGCUACACGCGGUUCUCAGAGGCCAAGAGUGCGCUGUGCCGGCUGCUCCACCACCUGCUGGUGCUGCUCCCAUCCAACAGCAUCCGACAGGAGAUCGCCGCAUUCGCACAGCUGCGGCUAUUCGACGCACAGGUGCAGCGUCAUGGCUCUGGUGCGAUCGCGAUGGCCACACAGCCCUUCUGGCUGGCCGAGUCUUGCGUGGCCAUCGCGUCUCGGCACCGCCACACUCUCCCGCCGCAUGUGGUGAAUCGGCUGCUGGCGUUCUCUGUGUCGAUCGGCGAGAGCCUCAAGUCGCGCCACCUGGUCGUGCAGGCCGCCAGCCUGUUCAGCGCACUCCACCAGCACCAGCAACAUCCCGCUGUCAACAAUACACUCAAGGAGCUCCACCUCUCAGGUGAGCGAUCAGACCACACCGAAAGCCCAGCCUCAGUUAUAUGUUCAAUGUGCUGCGUGUAUGUGUGUACCAAACAGCUUGUCUGCCCUCUGUCUGGCAUGAGUGUCUGGAACUGGAGGUGACGGCCGAGGGCGAGGCGGGCGAGGGCAACAGUGUCGCUGGGGCCAUGCUGGCCGCCACGCCAGGCGACAGUGAGGUGGUCGAGGACGCCAUGCUCGCCAGAAGCGGCACUGCACUCUUGAUGCGGCCCACACUCUCAGACUGGGGCAUCUCCCACCCCCCGACACCCCCCGAAGCCAUCGGCCCCGCCCCCCUCCCACCCCACUCGAUGGCGCUCCUUCACGCGGCCGUCGCUCGCAGCGUCGACACCCUCCUCCCGUUCUUCCUCAACGAGACCGAGGAUGAGGUGGUCGCCACCACACCCACACACGGCAAGUCUCGCCGUGCGGGGAUGUUCUUCCAGACCGUCCACGAGACAGGGGCGGCGGCUGCGGCCGCCGCUAGUGCAGGGGCGGGAGGCACGGACGAAGCGACGCGGCGGCAUCCGUUGUUGCAGUCGACAGACGGAUUCUGGAUGCCGAGUCUAUCCAAGAGCGCCUUCCAGGCCGUCAUUGGGCUGCUGAGAGUGCUCUGGCUGGCGACCAAGGUCUCGUGUCCUGCCCCAGCUGACGCGCCGGAUGCGCCUGAGGUGCACGACUGCAGCUCGCUGGACUCCGGGGUGUGGCUGGGUAUCCAUCUGGUGGUCUUCUGGCUGCACCGACUGCUCGAGGGCAAGACCACCAAGAGCACCAACGAGGCCACACAGAAGGAGAUCCGGGCCUUCGCGUCGGCCAUCUGGCUGGAGCUGGCGGAGCUGCUGGCGAUCAGUGAGCGGCACGGCCUCCCCUUCUCGUGCAAUUACCCCGUCAUGAACAACAAGGCCAGCAGGCGCAUCGUGUCCAGCCAGACCGGCAAACCAAGAUGCUCAUUCGCACUCUUCCUCGACACAUCCGCCGUUCUCAACGAUCGCAUCAACGCGGGAGGAGCUCUCGAGUCACAGGGGGGCCAGGCAGCCGGCGAGGGCACGCGGCUGCUGUCCGUGGCCACCCUCAGAGGCCGGCUGAUGGCUCUGCUGCAGCGAACAGUGAACCUCAGCGUCACAUCGGCUGUGGUGGCCACCAGCCCCACUGAGCCCUCUUCGUCUAAUCGCAACCACCGGCGCGCGGCCCCGGCAGCAGCGGCCGCAGGUGCAGCCCGCACGCAGCAGCGAGCAUCGGCGGCCCCGCAGCUGGACCCAGAAGACGAUGCAGACGACUUCGGAAUGCGCACACCACCCAGGCCCGGCCAGGAUGGAGGCCAUCAGGGUGCGGACAUGGCUGAUGCCUUCUUCGAGGAUCAGCAGGGGGACAGAGACGGGAGGGCCCAGGGCAAGCCAACCGACAUGGAGAUCGAGUGGCAACUGCCGCGGCACGGCGGGCCGAAAGGCGCUACCCCUGCAGAGUCGGAGCUUCUCUCGACCUUUCUGCCUUCUCGGGCGGCGGUGAUCCGUAUCCAGGUGGACCUGCUGGUCAAUCCUGCACGGACUGUCGGGCCGGUGGAUGAAGCCACAGACAGACUCUACAGCGGCAUGCUGAAGGUGAGACUCUCACAUCACGCAGGCACCCCAUCAAUCGCAGGGCACGCUGUCAUCACGCAUGUGUGCAUUUCAGGCACUGGAGUCACUGGUAAUGGACGAGCAAGUGGCGGAUCGGCAGCAGGCUCGACGCAGCGGGGAGGAGGAGACCGCCUCAAGAAUGCCCUGCGCCCAGCAGAUGGGAGUCUUCGCACUGGUCGUCACCGCACUCGUGUCCAGACGCCCACCGAUCCACCUGUCAGGUGCCAUGACCAUUGUGGGGAUGCUGUGCCGGUGCGCCAUUCGCCUUGCGGCCCUGAAUGUGCAAAUGGCGCUCAUGGUGGUGUUUCCCCUCUGCCGGCUGGUGCUGUGGGCCAUCGACACCAGCCGCAGCGCCGGCAAGGAGUGGGAGCUGUGCGGCGUGCUCACGCACCUCACGGGCGGCAACGACUCGCCCGCAGUGGUGUGCCGGCUGCUGAGCAGCCUGGCCAAGCGACACAAGAUCUUCACUCCCCACCACCACGUUGCCUUCGGCGUCAUGGCGGCGUCGACGCUCCGGUUCCUCCAGAGGUGGGCGGGCUCAGGGGUGGACUGGCCAUGCGCGUACACAAACAGACAGACACUCGUGUGUGUCUGGUCGUAGGAACAAGCAUCGUGUGGCACCAGACGUGAUUGAGACGCUGUGCACUAUCGUGAUGAACAGGGUCCCAAACCUCAUUCUUGACGCCAACACCAACCCUGAAGUGAGUGAGUGAAUUCAGGAGACACAGCCGACAGGGCAGGCAAGGAUCGCCCUCUUCUGUGUCCAUCCAUCUGCAUCUCCCAUGCAGGUGCGUCUGGUUGCUGCAGCAUGGUGCACUGCUCCUCUGUAAGCCAUGAUUGCAACGACAGAAGCCAUGAUUGCAACGACAGACCUGCUGAGUGUCAAUGUAUCGUUUGUGCAUCUCUGAUCAUGGGUCAGCAUGGAGGUGUUUCCCGCGGCUGAGGUGUCGGAGGAGUUCAAGUCCAAGGCUCUCAAGCGCCUCGAGCAGCUGCAGGGCGGCAACAAGGAAGUGAAGAUCGACCAAGACGUCAGACAGCUCCUGCACAAGCACGGCAUAUCGGUGGAGGCCGACGCAUUCCAGGCGCUCAUUUCAGCCCACCACGUGGCCGACGUCCUCUCCCUCGCUCGCGCUGGCAUCGCCGCGCCCGAGAUCACUGUCGACUUCCUCACAUCGAUAUGCGCGGUGGCGAGGGAGCCAUCCCUGGUCCAAGUGUGCUUCUUGGCCAUCCGGCACAUGGAUCAGUCGCUGAUGCAGGAGCAGCCGACACUGCUCGCCAGGCACAUGCAGCACAUCGCCGCGGGCUGGAUCCGACGCAAGCUGCCUCUGGGGCAGUUUCCGACCCAGCUGUUCGAUGGCGGUGCGAGUCAUUCGGACUUCUUGUGGUCCAACUCGGCGAUGCUGGUGAGUGCGUGCAUCCUCGGCGGGCUGGAGCCCAACAAAGUCAUGCCCUGCUUCCGCGAAGCACUCGGCCUCAAGAGGGUACGCCAGGCACACGCACAGAGAGAGACGGGCUCCAGCUGCAUGCUGGCUUUGUGUGCGCGCUGUGUGUGGAUGUCGUCAGGACAAUCAGGAGAAGGGACCCGAGCUCCGCGACGCCGUGGCGCCAGCGUUGGUGGCGAUCCUGCUGAUGAUCAAGGGGCAGAACGGCGGUGCGUCUGAAUAUCUGAAGCAGCUGCUCGGCAGCGGCAACAUCAUCAGUGUGCUCAAGCAGCACCUGCGGUCAUCGGUGCUGUCGAGCAUGCUGCGCUUCAAAGCCCAGCCCCGCGAUGCCGUCGCGGCCGUCGCCUUCCCCAGCCUGCAGGCCGCCCUCUCCGAGGUCAUCCCCACACCCAUCGACAGCUACCCCAACCUGGACGCCUUCGUCAGUGCCAACUUCAAACACAUGCUCCUCGUACUCGACAGCGCCGUCCUGCUCUCGCACGGAGACGGUGCGACCCCAGACAAGGCCGCGGCUGGCUGUUUCCAGGACUUCCUGCGCAUGACGUCGUGUGUGCUCAAGCAGACGUCGCACGUCCGCCACCUCAUCAACUUCCUCUUGCGACACCUCAAAAGCGCCAUGGAGGCACGCGAGUCGGCGGGCGGGCGGAUGGUCAAGACGGCCGGCAGCUGGCCGGAUGUGCGGCAGUCCUGGAUGGUGGACGGAGGGGCGCUGGCAGCCCCAGAGGAGACCAACGAGAAGUGGCAGCGGACGCUCAGCGACGAGGUGUGCCGCAUUCUGAGGGAGUGCACCGACGCCAUCCUCCUGCAGCUGUUCGACCGCCCUGCUCCGGGCAUCAUGGAUCUCCUGCUCGAGCUCGUCGUCAAGAAGUACGGCGGUCUCAUGGUUAGCCGGGAGGGCAGCAGCAGCAGCAGCGGAGGGGCGGACGGCAGCUGCGACGAGCCCAGCGUGACGAUGGCCACCUGCCCCGUCUUCAAAAUCGUCGGCGAGGCCGUCCUUCGCCUGCUGCCCCUUCGCUGCACGAGGUUCAACACGAGAGGCCGCACACAGGCGGACACGCCCAGUGUGGUUGAGGUGUUGGGACCCUCCUUCGUUCCAUUCUUUGCCGCUGCAGACAUCAUCCCCGACACAGCAGCCGUGGCCGUCAAUUCUGUCGCAGCACACUGUCUGCAGCACAUCCAAGAAAGCCUCCGAGCACAAACGGAUACUGCAGCGGCGCAAUUAGGCAAGAGGCGACGCAGCGGCACAAAGGCAGCCGCCGCAGAGGGCGAGCCAGCGGCCAAGAAGAAGAAGCCCGCCCAAGAGGAUGCGGCUCGACCGGGGGUCGAGCCAGUGCCGAUGGACACCGAUGAUGCCGACAAUGAGCCACUGUGGCCGUCUGCAGAGGCGACGGAGGCGGUGCUGGCCGCAUCGGGUGGUGACGCCGUCUUGUCUCCAGAGGACCGGCUGAGGCUCUUCAUGGAUGAGCUCACCGACCACGACCAGCGGGCAUGCGACAACCGUACUCGCAUGGCCGCCGCCAAAUCGUGGGCGGACCGCCUCUCCAACAGUUUCGGCUCCGCUUUGCUCCUCCGGCGUGUGGCGGCGAUAUGUCUGUGGCUGAAAGGGGCCAAGGCACACGCCAGCGCCGUGAGGGCCAGUGGAGAGUCGGCCCCGGCAGGACCACGGGUGUUUGUGAGCAUGGUGGUGCGGCACCUGGUCAACAUCUCCAGACUCGGGACGUCGGACCAUCUCCCCGAGGCGUGGAAGCUGCAGACGGCCCGGCUGCUUAGCCAUGAGGGUCUGCGUGAUACCAAGCUCGUGUCCGAUGCUCUCCGUCAGGACCUAUCCGCCAACCUCGCCCGUGAUGCCACCAUGGCCUUCGACCUCGUCUGGACCUCUGAAUACGGCACACCAGACCCGCGGAACCAAGCCGUGGACGGCGAACGCCCACUCAUCGUGCGAGAGCUGGGCCUGGUGGUGCCCUCCGUCGCUGUGCUUGGCUUCCUCUUCGCUGUCACGUCGCUCAACCACACGGUCAAGACUGUGCGAGAGGUGGGUUUGAGGACCCUUGAGGCGCUGGUGGGUGAUCCGGUGUUCCAGCGGUGUCGGCAGUGUUUGGCGCGACAGCUGGAGGUGUCGCUGGGAGACAUGACUGAGAUGGCCGCUGGUGCCGCGGGAGAGGGGGAGAGGGAUGGGGAGAUUGACGUGUCCGCACUCAACUGGGAGGGGUGCUGGGCGCUGCCUACCGACGCAGAUGGUGCCACGAAGUCGAACGAAGGUCAGAGACUCAGACAUUUCUCCGAGGCAGCGUGUCGCAUUGGUGGUCUUUCAGGGUACGACUCGUGGCUGUGCCAUCUGAGCGCUUCGCUGCUGUGUCCGACAUCGGACGAAGUCAAGCUGCCACGACAAGAAACAGCAAACGUGAGCACCGGUCGAUAAAUGAAGGGACGGCACCCAAACAUCAAUCGCGGUUCUAUCUUGGUCUUUUCAGCUGUAUCGUCGUCUGGUGCCAAUGGCCAUGCGCAGCCCCGGCUUCGCUCGUGCUGUCCUGCCGCUGUUGCUACUCGAGUACGUCACGGCAUUCACCCCUCUCGCAUGCAAGAUCGCGGACAUGAUGAACCGACACAUAUUCGUCAACGCGAGCACCACCACUGACGACCACACGGCAACCGAUCCAGCACCAGCUGCAGCAGCUGCAGCCGGACCGAGGGCGGACAAAGGGUGCAGUGCCGCUGCCAGCACCGCUGAUGCUGCAGGCGAGGGGAGCGACAGGCGGACCAACCAUGCGAGCCGGAUGGCGGUGGCUCAGUUCCUGCGUGCGCUGCAGUUGAUGCGGCUGUCCCUCACGACUGUCCUCUACCAGGCGGUGCCCUUUUUCACCGAGCAGGGCAACGACCAGCAGGAGCAGGGGCGGCGAUCGCGGGCGUUUUGGAACACGCUGGACCUCCAGGCAGUGUCCGACGCUGCGUACAAGAUCGGCAUGCCGGCCGACGCCAUUGUGUACCUGGAGCUGCAGAUGACCAAGAUGUUCCCCAACCUCAGCCCCGACAAGGCCUUCCUCACUAUGCAGGUGCAGACGCGCCUGGCGAGCUCGGGGGAAUCAUCGCAGGACCAAAGGGCCGAGGCGCCGCCGGUCGAGGACUCAGACAUCAACGCUUCCUUCCAGCGGCCGCCGCAUGCCGUGUGGGAGCUCGUUAAGUCGAGCCAGCAGCUCUCCUUCGACCUGGGGGAUCCCCUUCACGGCAGCCUCUCGAGCUGGGCACACGAGGCCGUGGUCCUAUCAGAAGCCGGCAGACACAACGCAUCCUCGAUGACCCUGCUGCACCAGCCCAGUGGCGACACUGACAUGACGACUGAUGUUGACAGCCGAGUCGGACAGAUAUCGACCGUAUUUCAGCAGAAUGGCCUCCAAAACAUCCUGCUGGGGUACCUGGACGGCCUGUGGCCUCAGGAUGGCUCGGCGGCUGAUGUGGCUCGUCAGGUGGACCCGAGCAGCGACCGACGGCAGCUGGAGGUAUGGGAGCAGCGGAUGGAGGCCCUGUGGCGGCUCCGCCAAUGGGGGGCCAUCACGUCGGCUGCACAUGUGCCGCAGUGGCUCGAGCGCCACGGUGAGGCUUUCCACGUCCACCUCUACCAGACCCUCAGCAACCUCAAGACGCAUUCGGAUCGCAUGCGGCAGCUGACAAUGGCAGAUGACAUGGACGUGCAGAUGAGCACCGCCGCUGCUGCUGAGGCCCACCACCCCCGCUUGCUGGAGCAGGUGGAGCAUGCCCUCCUCAACACGCUGCAGACCAUCCGCAUCGGCGAAUGGUGCUCGCCACCCGAUCUCUUCACGGCCGUCAUGCGCAUCCGCAUGACCGAAGCUGUCAGAGAGGCGGCCGGGUGUCUGCUGGACCACCAACGGCCGCAGGAUGCUGAGGCGAGCAUCAUCAAGCUCCAGCAGUCCUGGUCUCGCGACCUGUCGACCUUCCUGGACCCAUUCUCCGUCACGCCAGUCCUCUACCCACUGGUGGAGCCACUCGCAGCUCUGCAGGUGUCGGCGCUCAGCUGCUGCGGCCAGCCCAAGCCCCUCUACCAGCACCUACUCGAGCUGGGCAAGGCCACACGCAGGAACGGCCGCAUCCAACAGGCCUUGACGCUGCUGCAUGAGACCAACCGGGCACUUUUGCAACCAACCGUGGCCACACGGAUCGAUCUGGGCCGUGGCGGCGGUCUGCCUGCUUCGUUUCUGGUCAAGUGGGAGCUGGCUCAAUGUUUCUGGGAGUCAGAGGACACCCGCCGUGCCCUCAAACUCGCAAGCAGUCUCGCGGCCCAUGCGCUGCAAGCCGCCACAAGCACAGGCCAGCCGGGAGGCAGCCGUGGCCGCGGUGGCGGUGGCGGUGGUGGUGUGAGUGGGUCAGAUCUGGUGCACGUGUGUGAGGUGCUGAGCCGGACGGGCGAGUGGCUGUUCGCGUCCCGCUGGGUGGAUGCCAAUGUGGUGCGGAGGAAGUACCUGGAGCCCGCCAUGAAGCUGGGGUCGGUGGAGGGCGAGCAGCUGGCCAAAGCGAGUCUCGCCGCCAUGCUCGACGAGCUCCUGAAGGUAAGUGGGUGGCUGGAUAUAUGAAUGCAACGACCAGACAGAGAUGUCUGGAUGUGUGUGUGUGUGUGUGUGUGCAGGCGCAUCGACAGCGUCAGAGCUCGUUGGAGGCGAUCAAGUCGCGGCAGAUCCGAGAGCACGCCGAGGCGGAAAUCGACAACUGCAUCAAGGAAAUGGAGGACAAGAGCACCGAAGCACAUGUACAGUACACAUCUCACAGGCGCACAGCACACCAAAUCACUGUCAUUCGUGCGUGGCGGGCAGCCGGGCUGAAGAGUUGUUGUCGGUGAUGUUUGUUGUAAGGAAAAGAAGGCGUGGGCUUUGCACAAGGAUCAGCUGGAGAAGAAGGUGCUUGGCGACAACAAUGCACUCGAGGUGGAGCUGCAGCAGGUAUGCAAGACACACACGUCAUGCAGGCAGCCGCUGUGCGUGCGUACAUCAAUGCAUUCAUUUUCAUCGUAUCGCUUGCUUGUGCAUGUUGAGCAGGUGAGUGGUUGGGCGGUGGAUGCGGCCACGCUCUACACCGAUGCUCUCUCACAGAGCCACGUCAAGGACGCACCCAGGUACACGCACAGACAGAUUGACCGAGUGAGAUGGAGAGAGAGGCGCCAACGGCUGGCCAUGUGUGUGUGUGGUCAACGUGCACAUUGCCAGGUUGGCGUGUCGGUUGUUGGGUCUUCUGUUUGACUACGGGAGUGAGUUCGAGGAGCUGCCGGCCAACCUGACCAAAGCCGUCAACCAGCGGAAGAUCCACAUGCGGCACUUCCUGCCAUUCAUCUACCAGAUCGCGUCACGGGUCACACCGCCGCCAUUCACCCCAUUCCAGGAGUGUAUCGACGCACUCCUCAAAGCACUGGUACGGCAACAGCAGUCUUCGCACACUGCUGGACUUGACUGGUCGAUUGAGUGAUGGGGUGUGUGUGUGUGUGUGUUGCCUGCCUGCCUGCCCAGUGUCGCUCGUAUGCCUUCCACUGCCUGUAUCCUCUGAUUGCGCUGCGAAACGGAGACAAGAUACCCGCUGGCGCGUAAGCGAUAGACGAGGGAUGGUCGGUGCCCCCUCUCUCAUUCAUGUGCACGUGUUGUGUUGUGUUGUCCGUGUCUGUGUCGGUUUGAUCCCGCAAUGGUGCAGGAGAGGCAGGUCAGCCUUCACACCUCAGGUGAGGCAGUGAGCCAACGGCACGAAGGAAUGAAUGAAUGCAAGCAUCGCUCGACUUGCACCCUUUGUCGGUCGGCCGAUGUGUGACUAUCUUGUUCGCGCACUUGACUCACGUGUAGGCGCCCAAGAUCGAGGGUGCGCAGCAGCUGCUCGACUAUCUCAAGACCAUCGACGGACUCCAGCAGGCCGUCAAGGCCACUGAUGACCUCGUCGAGCUCUACAUCGCCCUGUCCACCUAUGGCGACGAAAGGACGCGGGAGAUCGACAUCAAGAAGGUCCCCAACUACCGCGCCGUCGCCAAGGGGCUCUCCCUCUUGCCCGUCCCAACCGCCGAGCUGCCCGAGAAUGUCAUGGGGGCUCUCGUCCGGGCGUCUGCCACUGCGGGCGGCAGGGGCUGGCAGCGAGGGAAGACGGUGUCGGACGGCAAGACUGGCGAGUGCGACGUCCCGCGGAUCAAUCGGUUUGUUGAGCGUGUUCAGGUGAGCGAUACGGGUCUGUCCCAUCCGCGGUUUGUCAAGAUGUCUGACACGAGCGGCCGGGAGCACAAGCAGGUGGUCAAGGCGAAGGACGACCUCAGGCAGGACGCUGUCACACAACAGCUCUUCAUGCUACUCAACAAGGUGGGUAGGCGUGCAGCCAGCAACCGAGCCACACAAUGCGGUCGAUCCCAUCCCAUCUCCCUUGCGCAGCCAUCCGAGCGAUCAUUUUAUGCGUGUGUGUGUGUUAACAGGUGUUCUCGUCGAUCCCGCAGACCCGCCAGCGUGACAUCCGUCUGCGGACCUACAAGGUGCUGCCCCUCUCGCCGCAGCACGGCGUGACCGAGUUUGUGCGCAACACCACCACCCUCGCAGAGUACCUCAAGGGCGCACACGAGCACUACCGGCCCAACGACUACUCAUUCGACACGUGCCGCAAGCUCAUCAAGGGCGUCGAGGACAACACCAUCCCCAAAUUGCGCGGUCAGGUCGGCCAAUUGCGCGACAGGCUCCGCAACAAGAGCAUUGGCGAUAACGAGAGAAAGCGGCUGACGGCCGACGAGCGGGCCCUCCGUGAGCAGCUCGACAGAGCGACGGCCAACCUUCGGCGCAAGAAGAUCAAGGUCUUCCGCGACGUCUGCGACAACUUCAAGCCUGUCAUGCACGCAUUCUUCCUCGAGAAAUUCCCAUCCACCCACGAAUGGUGGGAGGGAGGGAGGGAAGGAUGAAUGGCUUGGCUUGGCGCGCCAGACGGUACCAGACCAACGAAACAAUCUGUAUGUUUGCGUGUGUGCAGGUACUGCAACCGUCUUCGCUACGCGACGAGCGUGGCGGCCAACUCGAUGGUGGGCUACAUCGUGGGUCUGGGCGACCGGCACCUCAGCAACAUCCUGCUGGACAACUCGACGGGCGAGCACGUGCACAUUGACUUCGGCGUCAUGUUCGAUCAAGGCCGCACCAUGGGCGUCCCGGAACUCGUCCCCUUCCGCCUCACACGCGACACUGUGGCCGGUCUGGGGGCGCUGGGCGUCGAGGGCAACUUCCGCAGGCUGUGUGAGGCCACCCUGCAGGUGCUCCGCGAGUCCAACACCCUCGUGCUGGCGGUGCUCGAGGUCUUUCUGUACGACCCCCACUACCAGUGGUCCCUGAGCCCACGCAAGCGCUUCCAGCUGCAGCACACGCACGACAAUGACAACUACGGCCAACAAGAACACACAGCCCAGAGCGUCAGGGGCCGGGGAGCGGCCGCCAACUCGGCCGCACAGCAGAGCUCUGCCGGUGGGCGGGGGGGUACGGCUGCGGCAUCAGCAGCAGCUGCUGCUGGUGGUGGUGGUGGCGGUGGUGGCGGUGGUGGCGGGAAUAGAGGGGCGAGGGGGCCGUCACCGGAUGCGGGCGUGUUUGGCGAAUACAAUGCGGAAGACGAGAACGCCUUUGCAAACACGGCCAUGAUCACUGUAGGCCAGUAGUGCUGUACAUGGCUUCAUGUGAAGCGUGCCAUGAGGGCAAUGGUGUGUCCGUCUGUCUGUCUGUUGUCUGUCUGUCGUGUUUGUCAGGUGCGCAAUCGGUUGGCGGGUUUUGACGAGGGCGAGAACACGCCAUUGCAGGUCUCGGUGCAUGUGGAGCGGCUGCUCAACAACGCCAUGAGGGAAUCCAACCUGGCACCCAUGUUCGCGGGAUGGUCCGCAUUCGUCUGACGAUCGACUCACUCACUCAUCGAGCAAUUCAGCCACUGGCCGCCGCAUGCAUCCAUCAUGUGUGUGUGUGUUUAUUUGGAUGGACGGGUGCGCAACGGCCGGGGGGGCAGCAGGCAAAGCAGGUGGGCGCAUUUGUUUGUGUGAGGUGUGUGUACACAUUCUAGAGAGAGGUGGGUGGAUAUGUAGAGGUGGGUAGGUGGGUGAGGUGCAUGGAUAUGUGGCUCUGUCUUUGUGUUGGCGUGUGGACUUUAUUUAUCAGUACAUGGUGCAACACGACGUUGUAUACGUACAUGUGAUGUGCCAUAGAUAUCAGUAAGCCAAUUGUACAAAACCAAACGGGGCCCGACGCACAUGUAGGUAGCUCUUGCUUCCGUGUGUGUAUAUAUGUGUGUGCGGAUUCACGC
Vitrella brassicaformis is the source of this 15164-nucleotide messenger RNA. NCBI's taxonomy places the organism in Eukaryota, Vitrellaceae. The record is from the annotation of a GenBank genome assembly.